GGAUAUUGGGUUUGAUUUAGAAUAAAAAUCUGAGAAGAAAUUAGAGUUAGGAUUUUUCUUGCUAAAUUGAAGUACUAGCAUCGUAAUAACAGUUAAAAUUUAUUUCGAAAAUUCGCAUUGUAAAAUAUAUGUUUAUAGCGUUAUUUGGAAAAAAAGUGGGAAAUAAGAAGAAAAGGUUGUCUGGUAAUAUUUGGAAAAGACGGGAUAACUGGUGACUGCCUUGCCGCCCGUGGCUCCCUCCUGCUCCGCCGUCCGCUCCCAGUCGCGGCCGCGGCGACCGCAUGGGCCGGAGCCGAAGCGAGAGGCCUAACCGUUGCGGAGCAGCUCGUCGUCGCUGAUACGCAGCCCCCGCGACCGGACGGACGGACGGCCAUGGCUUCCUGGAACAGCGCUCUGGGGAUGAGCUCUUUAACGAUCGGCGAGCGGCUGUGCGCGUUGGCGAUACCGCUCCUCGGCUUACUCGAGGCCGUGUUCGUGAACAUCUCGCGCUGCUUCGUCUCCGACCGUCCCCAGAGGCACUCCUACAGCCUCGACGAACUCUCCCGCAUCGCAAAGAACACGCCAUUUUCCGUCAACGAGAUCGAAGCGCUGCUUGAGCUGUAUAAGAAGUUGAGCGGCUCGAUUAUUGACGACGGCGUGAUCCACAAGGAAGAACUGCAGCUGGCGCUGUUUAGAAAGGCGGUGGGCAAGAAUCUUUUCCUGGACAGGGUUUUUGAUCUUUUUGAUGAGAAGAAAAAUGGUGUUAUAGAGUUUGGGGAGUUCGUUCAUGCACUUAGCGUCUUCCAUCCCUGUGCCCCUGUGGAAGACAAAGUAAACUUUGCAUUCAAGUUGUAUGAUUUGAGACAGACCGGUUAUAUUGAACGGGAUGAGGUUAAGCAAAUGGUGGUUGCCACUUUACUGGAGUCAGGUUUAUCCGUGUCUAAUGAAGCCGUUGAAGCUAUUAUAGAUAAGACAUUUGAAGAUGCUGACAUAGACAAGGAUGGCAAAAUAAAUAAAGCAGAGUGGAAGGCUUUUGUUGUUCGGCACCCAACGCUUCUGAAACAUAUGACUCUUCACCAUUUGCGGGACAUUACUACAGCAUUCCCUAGUUUCAUUUUCAACACGGAAGUUGACGAAUGACGACUGACAACUGUUCAACCCUCUUGAUCAAGAAGAAGUAAGGUCGUGAGACUGUUGCAGCCGCAUAUUUACAUGGGACGGCAAGGGACUUCCAACAGAUUACUUUUCAUCUCAGAGAAGAAGGCUCUGAUACUGACUUGACGGCGGCUCUACAAAUGCUGAGCUGCUCUCGAUAAUGCAUUUCCCUCAUCAAGCUUUAGCUCUCAGAUCAUCCUUGGGAUGAGGGGCACUCGUCCAAUCUCCUUGGCAACAAACUACAUUGAUUCUUGUACUUCCAUCUAUCAACUAAUCGAUCAGUCAAUAGCUUUUUCCUUUGCCCUCCUCUAUUUUGUUGCUGUAUAGACCGUCGAAUUAGAAGACAUCUGAGGACUUUUGAAUAGAUCUCACAGGUCUCUUUGUGUGCAACAUGGGACAUUAGCUUUUGCUAAUCAUUGAACUA
This is a messenger RNA of Eucalyptus grandis, 1558 nucleotides long. RefSeq names its product calcineurin B-like protein 9. The transcript is spliced from 9 exons. The coding region runs from base 373 to 1119 and encodes 248 amino acids. The record is from RefSeq and is a predicted model, not a curated record. Gene Ontology annotation, biological process: calcium-mediated signaling. Gene Ontology annotation, molecular function: kinase binding; calcium ion binding. Lineage: Eukaryota; Viridiplantae; Streptophyta; Magnoliopsida; Myrtales; Myrtaceae.